Messenger RNA from Spodoptera frugiperda (fall armyworm), 2122 nucleotides. Its product is annotated as phenoloxidase-activating enzyme. Lineage: Eukaryota; Metazoa; Arthropoda; Insecta; Lepidoptera; Noctuidae. The record is from RefSeq and is a predicted model, not a curated record. The coding region runs from base 69 to 1631 and encodes 520 amino acids. Gene Ontology annotation, biological process: proteolysis. Gene Ontology annotation, molecular function: serine-type endopeptidase activity. The transcript has 7 exons.
CAGUCAGCAGGGUGUGGACAUGAUCAGUGUAUUCUAAGGCCUAGUGUUGUCAAUUUAAAGAGGUUACAAUGAAAAUCUGUGUUGUUAUUAGUUUUAUAGUGAUAUCGUCAAUAUCGAGAGCCGUUUCUGAGGAAUGCGAUGCGUGUUUAAAAGUAGAACAAUGCCCAGCUUUCAAGGAACUAAGCAAAGGAGAGCAAGAAGAUUUGCAACUUAAAUACCCCUGCUCAUCAUCCGAAGAUUAUGAAUUGAGCAACCUCUUUGGAUUCGCACCCAUCUCUACCGGAGAAUAUGUAUGCUGUUCCGACGUCCAACGAUCAGUGAGAAACAGACGCAACAAUUACAAUAAUUUCGGCCGCCAAAAUAAUAAUUAUGAUGACAGAAACCUUGGUUACAAUAAUUACCCUAACUCGCAAAACCCAAACGGUUACGGAUUCAGAAAUAACCCAAGUGAUAAUGGUUGGGGAUCGAAUGAAGAUAAUGAGUACCGAAAUCAAGGUAGCCCGGAUUAUGACGGGAAUGGGUACAACAAUCAGGGGUCUAGAAACUAUUUUAAUAAUAAUAACAGUCCGUAUGUGACAGCGAGUCCAUUUUUUCCUAUUCGUGGACAAGGUCGUGGGGGUAAUAGUCAGCGGGGUCAAUGCCCUGUAACAAGCUUACCCCCGAACCCUGAUACAGGAUGUUGCGGCCGCGAGGCGUCUGAUAGCGACAGGAUUAUCGACAGGCCUAAACCACCAUCCUAUUAUGACGAGGGGCCUAGAAAUAAUGGGAAUAACUAUUACGGUAACACUGCUUGGCCUUACAACAGACCUCAAGGACGGUUCAUAAGGGAAGCUAAGGAUGUUCCUGAAGUAACCAUUGGCAAUCGUAUCGCAGGUGGUCGGGAAACCGAACUGGAGCAGUUCCCCUGGACUGUCCUCCUGGAAGUAACCUUCGACUAUGGAGACAAGAGACAGGGCUACAACUGCGGAGGUUCCCUCAUCAGCUCGAAGUAUGUCCUGACUGCCGGUCACUGCAUUUUUGAUCAGGGAGGCAAAGUUGUUGAUGUGGACAUAUACCUAGCAGAAUACGACAAGCGUACAUUCCCACGAGACUGUAAGAACGUGCUGGGUGAAGGGCAGAAGUGUAUAGAGAACAUCGUGAUGAAGGCCGAGGAUGUUGUACUGCAUCCACAGUAUGAUGACACACAGCUCACCAAUGACAUUGCUUUGAUAAGGUUACAAGGCAACGCACCUUAUACAGACUACAUUCGACCCAUCUGCCUGCCAUCCAUUGACAUCGACAGUCCGGAUUUCUCGAACCUUCGUCUAGCCGUCGCCGGGUGGGGUCGGAACGGCCGCUACCGAUCGAACAUCAAACAAUCAACAAUCGUCAAUCUAGUGCCUCAGGAAAAAUGCAUAAAAUUCUACCCGAACUUGUCAAGACGACAAAUGUGUGCGGCGGGUUACACAGGCGAGGACACAUGCAAAGGAGACUCUGGCGGGCCACUCAUGACGGUGUACGGCGGGAAGUACCAAGUAGUGGGUGUCGUGAGUGGGAAGAGGGCGGACUCGCCCUGUGGGACCUCCGUGCCGUCACUCUACACUAACGUCUACCACUACAGAGACUGGAUACAGAGCAAUAUGAAGAAUUAAUUAUUUCACUCGUGUUGCUCGUACUCAAAGAAAUCUCAUGUGAAUCGUGAAGUAGUAAUUAUAAGUUCUAGUCUAAGAAAAUAAAAUGUAAGUCUUCCACCAACGAAUAAACGAAAUCAAAGUUAAUAAUUCAAUUCAUUUCCGUACAAUAAAUUUAGCAAAAAGUCUCCCCGAGUCCCAAGUUCGCCAGGCAAACGUUGUGUGUUAAAUGUAGCAUAUUAUUGCGGAAUGAUUGCCGGCUACGAAAGGUCUCAGUUUCCCUAGAACUAGGUUUUGCAUGCUACCGAGCAACAAAUAAACUUUUAUGAACUGAAAAAUGUAGCGGUAAAAUUCGAGGUGGCGAUAUUUUGUAGCUGUUUUCGUCGUGGCGUUGGCAGGUCCGCUUUGUGGCGCGUAAAUUGGCAGCGUAUUCAGCUAUUGCAAAAUUGUUCAUUCAAGUGAAAGAUUAAUUUUAUUGAAAAUAUUAUAAUGCAUGCGUAUAACAAUAGCAA